AUGAAACGCAAGGAGAGAGAUCGUAACGAGGACGAUGAGAAAGACACACCCCCAAGUAUCUUAGAUUCUCUCCCUCUUGACCUAAAGCUGGCCACACUGAGUAAAUUGCCUGCCAAGUCUCUUACGAAGACGUGGUCUUCCAUCAUCAGAAGCCGAGAAUUCAUCGAUUAUUACUACGCAAUGUCCUCAACGAAACCGCGGUUUAUAGUCGCUUUGACUAACGGUGUAGACUCUAAGCCUGAGGAGAAGCUUACCUUCUUCUACUCGUUUUCACUCGGAGGAGAGGAGGAGUCUUCUUCUUUGGUACCCAAAUUCGAGAUGGCAAUACCAACGAGAUUAAGGGGGCAAGCGUAUUUCGCUUCUCUCCAUGGCUUUCUCAGUGUUGAAACUGAUUGUGGGAUGAUCGUUUGUAACCCUAGCACAGAGCAACUCGUUACGAUGCCCAAAUCCGCUGCCUUUGUGGGAUACGAUCCGAUCGGUGGUCAAUACAAAGCAUUAACCGUGUAUCGUCCACAAGGUGAUCCGCCAAGUCACAAGGUGUUAACAUUGGGAGGAACUCAAGGAUGGAGACACAUUGAAGGUAACCCUGAACCUUAUACGCAGAUAGUAUAUGCGGGAGUAUGCAUCAACGGAGUUCUCUACUAUGGUGCUCUUACCAAACAUAAGUAUAAUCCAGUUAUGUCGAUAUUCAUAGACUACAACGGGAAGCUAGCUUCUAUUGCGAGAGACCCUUUUUACGAGCUCCGUAGUUUUGAUUUAUGGAUACUUGAAGACGUCGGGAAGAAUGACUGGUCGAAGCAGACAUGUGUGUUACCGCAAUCCAUGUUGGCUCCUCCUGGGGCUGAGGUGGUGGAAUAUUCGUUUCCAGGUGCAACUAAAGCUGGUGAGAUCAUUAUUCUCCCAAAUAAGUUGUCAAAAAAGGUUGAACCUUUCUACAUUUUCUACUACAAUGUUAAAACACAAAAAGAAAGAAGAGUUAGGCUCUUAGGCAUUGGAGACAACAAAGAGUUCAGGCGCUCUUAUGGGUUGUAUAAGAAGAUCGAUUGUUAUGUUCGUAUGGUACCUCAACACGUCGAGAGUAUUGCCUUUCUUAAGAAUCCUAUGAUCUAA
Messenger RNA from Thlaspi arvense, 1110 nucleotides. Lineage: Eukaryota; Viridiplantae; Streptophyta; Magnoliopsida; Brassicales; Brassicaceae. The record is from the annotation of a GenBank genome assembly.